Suillus discolor is the source of this 673-nucleotide messenger RNA. RefSeq lists its product as uncharacterized. The annotation marks the transcript as partial. The transcript is spliced from 5 exons. NCBI's taxonomy places the organism in Eukaryota, Fungi, Basidiomycota, Agaricomycetes, Boletales, Suillaceae. The record is from RefSeq and is a predicted model, not a curated record.
GCAAGGGGCGAUGAUACUAAAAGUCUCAAAGGCAGCGUGCUCGACUGGAUUACCCCGAAGGGACAGAAUCUUGUCCCACCUCUUGCUCGCAAUGUGAAAGUCGAUCGCGGUUUUCAUCAUGAACGGACAGGCGCAUUACUUUGUCCUGCUGGCCUCGACUGGUCUAACUCUGAAAUGAAAGCUAAGCUACAAAGCGGUGAGAUCAUCAUGACUGGAGACCAGUGGCCGUUAUUCUUGUAUGCCGACUACCAUUACGAUCCUGAGGAUCCAUGGAAUGGUCUAUUUCGGAGUGCCUUGCUUGUUUGUGCAUAUAGACACGUCUUUACGUCCCCCAGUUCUGUGGACAAAGAACCGAAGGCAACUCGUUCAGGUAAUGCUCGCAUUCACGGGAUGACUCGAGUCACGCUGCCCUCCAUCGCCUAUAUUGCAACGCAGAUCCGAUUUGCCCUCACCUCAUCGCCCGUGUUUUCGUGUACAGACACGGUCACCGACUCUGAAAGGUUUUACAACUCAAUUUUGGAAAUCUUCGAAGACCCGGAUGAGAAACAAGAGGUGGACGACCUAACUGUGUGGUGGAACAGGCAAAUUUUCCCGUCAUAUUCGACUGCUCAACAUCCCCUCGUCAAGAACAGUGCGCUGGCAAGAAUUCGGGAGAAGCGAGCGCAGAUGAAAG